Messenger RNA from Temnothorax curvispinosus, 2829 nucleotides. RefSeq names its product glucose dehydrogenase [FAD, quinone]-like. Gene Ontology annotation, molecular function: flavin adenine dinucleotide binding; oxidoreductase activity, acting on CH-OH group of donors. NCBI's taxonomy places the organism in Eukaryota, Metazoa, Arthropoda, Insecta, Hymenoptera, Formicidae. The transcript has 10 exons. Bases 155 to 2062 code for a protein of 635 amino acids. The record is from RefSeq and is a predicted model, not a curated record.
ACGGUGAGAGGUCUGACAGUUACACUUUGCCCGUUUGCUGCACCAAAGCGACGCGUUGCACGUGCGAGCCUUGCUCGGAGUCACGUGUAUACCGGAGUGCAUCGACAAGAGAUUCAUCGAGAAGAGAGCUGUGCUCUCUCCAGCCAGUGUAACAAUGUCGUAUAAUCUAACAGUUGGUCCAGCAUGUCCGAUUUCCCAUCUCGGACCGAGCCUUACCCAAAGCUGUUCAGGAUCACAGUAUUUGACGUUUAUGACGAUUUUGGAUAUGCUCGUGCGAUCCCAGGAGACGAUAUCUCAAUCGUGCGAGCGUGUAAGGUCGAGAAGUCCACCUGAAUACUACUACGAUUUCAUCGUCAUCGGCGGAGGAUCAGCCGGUGCCGUGGUGGCGUCUAGACUGAGCGACAUACCGGAAUGGAAAGUUUUGUUGCUAGAAGCUGGCCCGGACGAACCACCGGGUGCCGAUGUUCCCAGUAUGGUGGCAAUGUUUCUAGGAUCUGACAUUGACUGGCAGUAUCAAACCACGAACGAGAUGAACGCUUGUCUGUCAACCGGCGGAUCCUGCAGUUGGCCGCGCGGUAAAAAUCUAGGCGGGACGUCCGUCCACAAUGGUAUGAUGUAUAUCCGGGGUCACGCGAAAGAUUUUGACAAUUGGGCGGCCAUGGGCAAUCCUGGAUGGAGUUGGCGCGAUGUCUUGCCAUAUUUUAUGUGCUCCGAGAACAACACGGAGAUCCAUCGAAUUGGUCGCAAAUAUCAUUCGACCGGUGGUCUGUUGACCGUCGAACGGUUCCCGUGGAAGCCUGCAAUCGCAGACGAUAUCCUCGCGGCGGCGGUCGAAAAAGGAUACCCGAUUAGCGAGGACCUGAAUGGCGACCAAUUUACAGGAUUUACUGUGGCUCAAACUACAAGCAAAAGUGGUGUCCGAAUGAGUAGCGCCUCGGCGUUCCUCCGACCGAUACGGCAUCGGCGCAAUUUGCACAUCUCCCUAAAUGCCACCGCCACGAAGAUCAUGAUCGAAAAUAACAAAGCUGUUGGAGUAGAAUUUUAUCAAGAUGGUGAACUUCGAGUUGCCCGCGCCACAAAGGAGGUAAUCGCCUCCGGUGGUGCCGUAAAUUCGCCUCAACUGUUGCUACUCUCCGGAAUCGGGCCGAAGGAACAUCUGCAGGCGGUGAACGUCACAGUCGUCAAGGAUCUUCCAGGUGUUGGAGAGAACCUGCAUAAUCACGCGUCGUACACUUUAUCGUGGACCAUCAAUCAGCCGAACCUGUACGACCUGAACUGGGCGUCCGCCACGGAAUAUAUCGCCUUCCAGAAAGGACCGAUGUCAUCGACUGGUUUAUCGCAAUUAACCGGGAUGCUAUCGUCGGCCUACACGACGCCAGAUCAUCCUGAUAUCCAGCUGUUUUUCGGUGGCUAUCAGGCGGCCUGCGCAACCACCGGUGAAGUGGGUGCCACCAUGAACGGCAACGGUCGCAGUAUCAGCAUGUCGCCGACGAUGACGCACCCGCGGAGCAAGGGGCAGCUGCGUCUUGCCAGUAACAACCCCUUCGCAAAGCCGAUCAUCUGGGGUAACUACUUCAACGAUCCUAUGGAUGUGACGAUCCUCGUUGAAGGUAUCGAAGUCGCGUUAUCCCUCGCCAAUACCAGUGCCAUGGCCAAGUACAAUAUGACUUUGAACAAUAGACCGUUGCCCGUGUGCUCUCAGUAUCCUUAUCUGAGCAAGGAAUAUUGGGCCUGCGCCGUGCGUCAAGAUACCGGCCCAGAGAAUCAUCAGGCAGGCUCCUGCAAGAUGGGUCCGCAUAACGAUCCCAUGGCCGUAGUCGACAAUCGAUUGAGGGUAUACGGCAUCAGGAAUCUCCGGGUGGCCGACACGUCCAUUAUGCCGCAGGUAACGUCCAGCAACACGGCAGCCCCGGCCAUGAUGAUCGGCGAAAAGGCGGCCGCGUACAUCAAGUCCGACUGGGGCGUUGCCGGUACACAAUGUUCACACACGACGAUCGACAGUACGCUGGACCUAUUACUUUGGGGGAUCAAGUAUAUCGACUGGGAUCAAGCUAUAUGGUAGCCGGGCUCUACGGUCUAUCUAGUCUCUUAUUGCAUCCAUCAAUGCGUUUUCCGCAGCCUAAGAAAGUCGGCGAGAACGCGACCAAAGGCAGGACUCUCUGGAAGAUUCCCGUAGGCUGCGAUUUCCUUUCUCUUCGGUAUGAUCGAGCGAUCGAGCUGGACUUGCUACGUUAGAUUAUGCUCAAAAUUAUUCCAAGGUGCAAUUAUAUUAUUGUUACUAACGCAGAGAUUCGAACGACUGAAGACAGUCGUCGUCUCGCUGUACCGCCAUGUCUUAAUUUUCAGUUAAGAAUCUCCUAAGAUUGUGCAUCUCGUAGCGUCGUGGCUGUCAAAGAGAUCCGUUAUCAAUUAAUUAGCCAUGGCGCAACGCGAGCGCAAAUCUCCGUACAACUUACGAGUAUAUUGUUACUAUUAUUGUUAAUUCCUUAAACAAGCUAUAAUUUCCUAUUGUUUUUAGUUACCGUAUGCACCAAGAGUUUAGAUUAAAAAGUUUAGAUGUACAUAUCAUGAUAACAAUCUCUUUCAAUACUGCGUUCAUAGUACUUUUCAAUAAUUGUGGUAUAUAAUAACACCCAUGGAUGUCCUAUUGAAAUAAUGACCAAAGACAGAUUCUGGUACCUGGUACACCAACCACCAAAAACAUAGUAAUUAAUAGUUUUAAAAAAUAUGUAAAAAAAUGAAAUGGAUUAUAAAUAUGGAUAGCUCGGCCGUUCUCAGAAUGUUCGAGUGUAAAUCAAAAUACUGUAAAUAAAUAAGAUUGCAUAGACA